CAUAGAGCACAGAGUAAGAAUAGCUUUCCCCUACUGCCUUCUUUUCUUGCCCCUGCCUAUAGCCCUUUUCACUCACACAGGAGGCUGUGGUUUGGUACUCUUACUCCCUAUCCUCCACCACAAGGCCCAGCAAGAGAAAGGUGGGGCCAGACUAGGUACAACUCAGCAGGACACCGACCCCAGCUGCUACCAGGGGAAAAGGACCCAAGCAGAACAUGAAGUGGGACUGGCAUCCAGCUGGCCUGAUCUUGACCAUCAUUCUCCUCCAGGGUAUUGUGGCCCAGAAAGAGCAAGGAAAAAAGCCAGUGGACUUGGAUGACAAUCGCCAAGAUGGAACUGUACUACUAACCUGCAACUUUAAAGGGGAUCAAACUGUCCAGUGGAUUGCAGGGGAAGUGAUCCUAAAGGAAACUAAGAAAACAUUGAACCUGGGAAGUAUCUUCAAGGACCCCCAAAAUGUGUAUUGGUGUAGAAACUCAACAAAUGCAACAACACCUGAAGAGCAAUCUCUCCCACUUCAUGUGUAUUACAGAAUGUGCCAAAACUGUAUUAAGUUGGAUGGAGCCACUCUAUCAGGCUUUAUUUUAGCAGAAAUCAUCACUGUUUUCUUCCUUGCUGUUGGUGUCUACUUCAUCGCAGGGCAAGACGGAGUAUGGCAGUCAAGAGCUUCGGACAAACAGACCCUGCUGACUAAUGACCAGCUUUACCAGCCGCUCAGAGACAGAGAAGAUGACCAAUACAGUCACCUUCAAGGGAGUCAUCCCCAGAAGAAGUGAGCUCCCAGACUCAAUCCGAUGGUGCCUUCCCACUCCCUAAAACCUAGAACCCUUACCUCUGCAAUUCUGACUGCUUCUAAAUAGGGUUCCCCCUUUAUAGCGUGACUGUAACCAUCCAUCCCUCCUGAUCUCCACUGACAGGGCUCUACUUAGCCCCAGCACAAGCUGUGCAGUCGGACUGAUUGGGGCAGCUCCCUUCCCAAAGUGCCAGGGCCAAUGUGCAUUUUCUUGAUGAUUUGCUGUUAAUGACAUUUCAAAAACAUGUUCACUGUGUGCCUGCAAAAUUCUUCUCCAGCUGUGCCUGGAGCAUUCUAGGCACUGAAUAAAUAUGCAUUACUCAA
Vombatus ursinus (common wombat) is the source of this 1117-nucleotide messenger RNA. RefSeq names its product CD3g molecule (gene CD3G). Gene Ontology annotation, biological process: positive thymic T cell selection; cell surface receptor signaling pathway. The transcript is spliced from 6 exons. NCBI's taxonomy places the organism in Eukaryota, Metazoa, Chordata, Mammalia, Diprotodontia, Vombatidae. Gene Ontology annotation, molecular function: transmembrane signaling receptor activity. Gene Ontology annotation, cellular component: external side of plasma membrane; membrane; alpha-beta T cell receptor complex. The coding region runs from base 216 to 776 and encodes 186 amino acids. The record is from RefSeq and is a predicted model, not a curated record.